GAGCUUCGUUAUAUACAAUAGUUGGAAGACGAGCUUUUAAGGGAGUUAGCAUGCCAACGGCGUUUCUGUUUUAGAAAGCGGCAGAAAAAGCGUGAGAGAAAUUGACAGGUGAAGGUGGAAGUUGGGAGUGGGUUUCCCUGGAAAAAUUGGACCUUCGACUUGGGGACUCGGGACAUUUUGGGCGGUUUCACCGGAAGAGGAAACGGUAGGGAUUCGAUUUUAAGAAUCGAGUGUGGGAAGUAAAUAGGAGAGAGAAGAGAGAAGAGAGAAGAGAGAGGAAGAGGAGAGAAUCAGGAGUUUCAGUUGAAGCUGAAACAAGCAUGGGUGAAGACGAUUUGUACGAGGAGCUAUGGAGGGCGUGCGCUGGGCCACUGGUGGAGAUUCCGCGCGUUGGAGAGAGGGUUUACUAUUUUCCUCAAGGUCAUAUGGAGCAGUUGGAAGCAUCAACGAAUCAGGAGUUGGAUCAGAGAAUUCCCUUCUUCCCUCUUCCAUCCAAGAUUCUCUGUCGCGUUCUGAACAUAGAGCUUAGGGCUGAGGCUGAAACAGAUGAGGUUUACGCACAGAUCGCUUUACUUCCAGAGUCUGAUCAAACCGAGCCUAAAACAACGGACCAAUGCUCCCCGGAGCCCGAGAGGCCGGUGGUUCAUUCAUUCUGCAAAAUUUUGACUGCUUCGGACACAAGCACUCAUGGAGGAUUCUCUGUUCUUCGCAGGCAUGCUAACGAUUGCAUUCCUCCACUGGAUAUGUCGCAGCCAACUCCAACCCAAGAGCUGUCUGCCACAGACCUUCAUGGGUUUGAAUGGCGAUUCAAACACAUAUAUAGAGGUCAACCGCGGAGACAUCUCCUUACAACUGGAUGGAGCACCUUUGUCACCUCCAAGAAAUUAGUCGCUGGUGAUGCUUUUGUUUUUCUAAGAGGAGAAAAUCGAGAAUUGAGAGUUGGUGUUAAGCGUCUUGCUCGACACAAGAGUACCAUCCCGUCAUCUGUGAUCUCACGUCAUAGCAUGCAUCUUGGUGUGCUUGCUACAGCAUCACAUGCAGUGAUGACCCAAACCAUGUUCACUGUUUGCUACAAACCAAGAACUAGCCAAUUCAUUAUUGGAGUGAACAAGUACUUGGAAGCUAUUAAUAAUGGGUUUUCCCUUGGGAUGCGAUUCAAGAUGAGAUUUGAAGGAGAAGAUGUUCCUGAGAAAAGAUAUACCGGAACUAUAGUAGGCGUGGGGGAUUUAUCUUCUCAGUGGGAAGGUUCCAAAUGGAGACAAAUGAAGGUUCAAUGGGAUGAGCUCGUAAAUUUUCAACGACCUGAAAGGUUGUCUCCAUGGGAGAUUGAGCCCUAUAGUUCUUCAACACCAACUCCCACUGUUCCUCAGUCCUUGUUUACUAGUAACAAAAGACCUAAGUUGUCGAUGGGUCUCUCAGAUCAUCCAAAUUUUGGCAGCGAAUAUGUUUUUCAAACUUCAUCCACUUUCUGGAGCUGUGGCACAACGAAUUCACAUGAUUUAUGCCAUGUUCAGAAAUCUGAAAUUCCCCAAGUUAUAUGGCCACCUAAAACAAAUGAAGUUGGUGGAAUUAUUUCCAGUGAUGUGCCAAACAUUCAUAGUAGAGGAGUGCUUGAUGGUUUCGUGGAGCACAGUUCUUCAAUCAUGAAUUCUAAGUGUUCGGACAAUGGUGUUUCUCUAAAGCGAUAUCAAGACACUAAACUUGAGUCAAUGGUUGUCCCUCAUAAGAGGCAAGCUAUCCUUGGCUGUGUGGUUGAGCAGGACAAAAAAAUUUUUCAAGCCAAGGAUGAGUGGAAGAAGGUUGAGACUGGAAGCACUUAUCGCCUGUUUGGGUUUAAUCUUGUCAAUCCUCCCAUUUGCUCUUCCUUUCCUGACAAGAAGUCUGAGAGUGAGAUGACAGAGGAACCACAAGCUCCCGUUGUUUCUGUUAAACUGUCAGAUCAAAACUCUGAACAAUUAAAGGCAUCGGAUGAUCUUAAAAAAACAAUGCAUCUAUUUAGUAAGGAUAUUCAGGGCAGGCCGAGUUCUACAAGAAGCCGCAUUAAGGUUCAUAUGCACGGAGUAGCCGUUGGUAGAGCUGUGGAUCUCAUGAAUCUUGGUGGGUAUGAUGAGCUGAUUUGUGAGCUGGAAAAGUUGUUUGAGAUCAAAGGAGAGCUUUGCCAAAGGGAUAAAUGGGAGGUAGUAUUCACCGAUGAUGAAGGUGAUACGAUGCUUGUUGGUGAUGAUCCAUGGAUGGAAUUUUGUGAUAUGGUGAAGAAGAUCUACAUCUAUCCAAGUGAGGUUAAGAAGUUCAAAAUGUAGGAGUGAAAUAUGAGUGCCACAAUCUGGUUCGGAGUAGGAGAGAACAAAAAGUUGGGUUUCUCCUGCUGUUCUCUCAUUUAAGAGUUCUGAGUUUGAAAGUUGCAAAAAAGCAAAUUGGAAGUACUGCUCUUCAUACUGGAUAAGGAUGCUACAUGAUGAAACAAAUUCAAGUUGCUGAUGCCUGAUCUGAAGCUCAAAUUUCUUAGAGCAUUGGGAAGAAUUAAAUUUAGGGUGGCUACGUAGCUUUGUAAUAUGCAAUUACAAAAAGCGAAGCAAGAGGAAGUUAGUAGUUUCAGCUUUGCUGUAUAAAGUUGGAUGCAAAGCAUUAUGAAAGUAUUUUGGUGUGAAUAUUUAGGAUUUUAGAUGAUAUGAUUUAGUGAAUUUAUUUUUGUUUCCCUAUAUUGUAAGUUCAUAUGAUACGACAAUUCCUUUAUG
Messenger RNA from Phalaenopsis equestris, 2735 nucleotides. Its product is annotated as auxin response factor 9-like. Gene Ontology annotation, cellular component: nucleus. Gene Ontology annotation, molecular function: DNA binding; protein binding. The record is from RefSeq and is a predicted model, not a curated record. The transcript is spliced from 14 exons. The coding region runs from base 321 to 2300 and encodes 659 amino acids. Gene Ontology annotation, biological process: response to hormone; regulation of DNA-templated transcription. Lineage: Eukaryota; Viridiplantae; Streptophyta; Magnoliopsida; Asparagales; Orchidaceae.